This is a messenger RNA of Gadus macrocephalus (Pacific cod), 3412 nucleotides long. RefSeq names its product glypican 2 (gene gpc2). The record is from RefSeq and is a predicted model, not a curated record. Bases 1 to 1749 code for a protein of 582 amino acids. The transcript is spliced from 11 exons. Lineage: Eukaryota; Metazoa; Chordata; Actinopteri; Gadiformes; Gadidae. Gene Ontology annotation, biological process: cell migration; regulation of signal transduction; smoothened signaling pathway. Gene Ontology annotation, cellular component: cell surface; plasma membrane; synapse.
AUGGAUUUCCGACUCUCUUUUCUCAAUGUCCCGCUGUUCGUCCUCUCCACGCUCGCUGCCCUGUCGUGGACUUCGCGGCCCGUGUCAGCGGGGAAGAGUUGCAGCGACACGCGGCAGGUGUAUGCAGAGAAAGGCUACAGUACCAAUACUGCUCCUCUGACUCAAAUCUCCGGUGAGCACCUGCGGUUGUGUCCCCAGGACUACACCUGCUGUUCGAGUCAGAUGGAGGAGACUCUGUCCCUGCAGAGCGAGAGAGACUACCUCAAAGCCAUCGAAGACACCAGCCAGUUUCUCUCCACCACCUUCACCCAGAGACACCGCAAGUUUGACGAGUUCUUCAAGGAGAUCAUAGAUCUGUCGGAGAAGUCCAUGAACCAGAUGUUUACCACGACGUAUGGAAGGCUGUUCACCCAGAACGUCCGUGUGUUCCAGGAACUGUUUUCAGAACUUCGCAAAUACUAUUCCGGGGGCAGCGUAAGCCUAUCGGAGGUCCUGUCUGACUUCUGGUCCAGCCUGGUGGAGCUGGUGUUCUCCCUGGUCAACCCCCAGUACCAGUUCAACGAUGACUACCUGGAGUGUGUCACCAAACACGCAGAGCAGCUGCAGCCGUUUGGCGACAUGCCCCGCAAGCUACGCGUUCAAGUCUCCAGAGCCUUCAUCGCAGCCAGGGCCCUAUCUCAAGGCCUGGCCACUGGCCGCGACAUCGUCAACAAAGCCACCAAGCUGAGCGCCGGUUCGGAGUGCGCCCGGGCCCUGAUGCGCCAGUGGUACUGCCCGCUGUGCCGGGGCGUGCCCACGCUGCGGCCCUGCCACUCGCUGUGCCUCAACGUGAUGAAGGGCUGCCUCGCCAACCAGGCCGACCUCGACACAGAGUGGAACAACUUUGUCGAUGCCUUGUACCAGGUGUCUGAGAAGCUGGAGGGCCCGUUCAACAUGGAGCUGGCCGCUGAGUCCAUCUCCGUCAAGGUGUCGGAGGCCAUCAUGCACAUGCAGGAGAACAGCGUCAGCAUCUCAGCCAAGGUGUUCCAGGGCUGUGGGAGUCCCAGGCCUGCCCCGGCUCGAUCCAAGCGCUCCCCCAAGGAGCCCGGUGGGAACCGCAAGCCCUUCCGCACGUACAGUCCAGAGGAGAAGCCCACCACUGCCGCCGGGACCAACCUGGACCGCCUGGUGACUGAGCUGAAGGAGCGACUGCGGCCGAUGCGUGGCUUCUGGGUGUCUCUCCCACACACCAUCUGCAACGACGAGAAGAUGGCGGCCGACGUCAGCAACGAUGACCGCUGCUGGAAUGGACAGACCCGGGGCAGGUACCUGCCAGAGGUGACGGGAGACGGGCUGGUGAGCCAGAUCAACAACCCCGAGGUGGAGGUGGACAUCGCCAGACCAGACGUCCGGACCAGACAGCUGAUCGGUGAGCUGAGGGUGGCCGCCAACAAACUGAGGCACGCGCAGGCUGGACAGGACACUGACUUCAUGGACAGUGAGGAAGGCAGUGGAUCUGGGGGCGGAGACAGAGGUGAGAGGUACAAUGAUGAUUGGCCAGGCUAUGGUCCUAACUCCCCGCCUUAUAGCCAACCCCCUCGGAGCCCCUCCUCCGUCCCUGCCAAAAAAACCCGUGUGCGAGAACGAAAUGGCUCGAAGUGGAAUAAGAACAAUGGCCAUGGAAGAGCGAGGUCAGAAUCCUGCAGGCUCACGUUCUCCCCGCUCUUUCUGUUGUCUUUGAUGGUUGCUGUCUCCCCCUUCUGGAGAUAACAAGUUAUUGCACCUUUGAGCACAUUGGUCAGGAGUCUGAAUGGAAUGAUGAUCUUUUGUCUUAAGCACAUGUCUCUUGGAAAUAAUUUUGCCUAUUGGUCACACCAGCAAACCCAUGAAACGAAUUGAAUUUUGUAGGGGUUAGCAAUAAUUGUUAGCCAGCUAGUUCAUAACACUAAUACCUAACUAUUUACCUGGUUAUACAGUACCAAUAUGUUUUUUCGUGAUUGUACGAUAACUGCCAGCUAUCACAUUUUAUUUAAAAAAGAUUACAUUUAAUAUUCUGACAUUCAGUUGGUAAACCUUGAAUUAAGUUGAGGAAUUAAAUCAGAAAGGGAGGAUGAAGAAGUGAGUCAGCAAGAUCAAUUAUGUCCACCAUUUUAAUAGUUGACAAAUUAUUUGCAGAUAUAAAUGAUGAAUAAGGACAGACGUAACACCAGUAAUUUAUACUAGGCUAUAUUCCAUGCUUUCUCCCUAAGGUAAUAUACAAAGCAGCUAAAUACUUUGGAAGUUAUGUCAGUAUUUUGAACUACAGUGGGUCAUCUACUUAAUUGUGUUCUGCUACAUAUGUGUAUGUAUUUUUAUUUAUUUUUGUGAUAUCUGAUUGUAUUUAUUUAUUCAUGUAUUUAUUCUGCUCGGUUUCAUGAUCAAAGUGUUCUUAAAACGUGUGUGUGUGUGUGUGUGUGUGUGUGUGUGUGUGUGUGUGUGUGUGUGUGUGUGUGUGUGUGUGUGUGUGUGUGUGUGUGUGUGUGUGUGUGUGUGUGUGUGUGUGUGUGUGUGUGUUCUAUUUUGCGCAUACCACUGGUGUGUUCUGAAGAGAUGAAUGUUGUCACAGAGAGUGUGUUAGAACAUUGAAUUAUUGGUUUUGUAUGGACUUUAACACAACUGAAAUUGAAAGUUAACAUAGAUAAUGGUCCUUAAUUAUUCUAUGCAGAAUGCCACAAAAACACAAGAUGAUACCUGAAGCUUUUGGAUUUAGAUGUUUUCGUAAUGGGCCAAAUAAAGACACUAAACAGCACAACGAGAAUGUAUAGAUAUCGGCAAGGACACUUUCUGUUAAACAGCAACUUAAGAAACCUUUAUUUGUGAGGGGGAGGCAAACCGUUUAUUUUCAGCUCAUGUUAAUUGUGUUCAGCAUUCAAUUCCAAAAAUGUAGAGUAUUGAGUUGAUUUAGUGUGUUUGAUUCAACUAAAUCAAAUGGAUUCAUUCACCACACAAAGCAGGUGAAUGAAUUGAGGAAACAUCAAGCUUUUUCUGUAAUUGUGAACUUUGAUAUGUUAGAAAUGAAUUUUUAUGUAUGUUUUUCUAACACCUUGACUGAUUUUUUUUAAUGUAAUUCUGAAAGUUACUGCGAAAUGUAUCAGGAUGUCAUUAUUACCGUACUGUAAACUGUAUUAUUUUGCACAAUCACAUGAGAACCAGUAUUCAAACAGCAAUGGCGCAGUAAUCCGAGAUGCUUGUGACGAUCAGACUUAAACUAUGUUUGUGGCCUCUAUGUUAUAUUAGGACCAUAGUCCUUUAGAUCACAGCCUGUAGCCUGUCGUCGAUUCACUCUUGUAACACAUUCCAUUAUGGUGAAUGAAUAGCACAACUUUUUCGUGUUGUAAAUGUUGUUUGGUAUUAAAAUAGCUUUUGAGCUUCAUUAAAGAAAACAUUAGGAAAA